Triticum aestivum (bread wheat) is the source of this 2043-nucleotide messenger RNA. Its product is annotated as adenylate isopentenyltransferase. The transcript has a single exon. Gene Ontology annotation, biological process: tRNA modification; cytokinin biosynthetic process. Gene Ontology annotation, molecular function: tRNA dimethylallyltransferase activity. The record is from RefSeq and is a predicted model, not a curated record. Gene Ontology annotation, cellular component: mitochondrion. NCBI's taxonomy places the organism in Eukaryota, Viridiplantae, Streptophyta, Magnoliopsida, Poales, Poaceae. The coding region runs from base 590 to 1768 and encodes 392 amino acids.
UUAUUUUAACCGCCUGUCUCCGCAUAGUACCGGCGGGGUACGACGUUUUGGUCGCAGAAGCUGCCUCCCUGCGGCCCAAGACGCAUGACCCGGACGCAAUCAUUUGUGAGAUGGCCCAAGCCCCAGCAAAACAAAACACAACAGACCCAAGUGUUUUUGUUUCUUGUUUAAAUUAAGAUCCCCGACGUGUGCUGCACUGCUGUCAUGUCCAUCGUUGCCACGACAUUGCCUCCAAAGCAAAAUCCCAUCCACUGCCGCCUCCCUCCGCCGCUCUCCGGUAUAUAUACACGGGCGGCAGCAGCAGCCGCGGCGAUCUGCCCACAGACCCCCAUCUCGGCGUCUCCCCAGCAGAAACCCCCCCAAAACCCGUAGAGAAAAACGCCGGGAAAAGCAGGAUCGGCCGCGCGGCAAAACAGAAAAUCAAACUCCCGCUGCGCGCAAAUUCUGUUUCCACCCACGGCCGGAGCGAUUAGGGUCCGUAAUAAAGUGGUCGGGGCUGAGAGCGGGAGGCGUAUUUUGCAAAGGACAAACACAGGGUGAUUCCCGGCUAAUCAGGAUCCCUCGGGGCCCUGGCUGCCGCGUUAGCCACAUGACCACCCUCGCUAAUCGGGUUAUUACCACCACCAUCACCACCGCCGCGCGCGGAGGAGGAGCGCUCGCCACUUCCCGCUGCCCCCGCCGCCGCCCAUUGCGGAUCUGGCGCGCCGCGGCAAUGACCUCUUCUUCUUCCUCCUCGUCUUCUUGCUCCUCCUCCUCCUCCCGCGGCGGCGGCGGAUCGGGGUGGGAGGAGGGGAGGCCGCGGCUGGUUGUGAUCGUCGGCGCCACGGGCACCGGGAAGACCAAGCUGUCCAUCGACGCCGCGCGGGCGCUGGGCGGCGAGGUCGUCAACGCCGACAAGAUCCAGCUCUACCAAGGCCUCGACGUCACCACCAACAAGGUGCCCCUCGCCGACCGCCGCGGCGUCGCGCACCACCUGCUCGGCGCCGUCCCCCCCGAGGCCGGCGCGCUCCCGCCCUCCUCCUUCCGCUCCCUCGCCGCCGCCAAGGUCGCCUCGAUCGCGGCCAGGGGGCUGCUGCCCGUCGUCGCCGGCGGCUCCAACUCCCUCAUCCACGCGCUCCUCGCCGACCUCCCCGACGCCGACGACGACGCGCUCCCCGAGGACCCCUUCUCCCUCGACCGCUGCUACCGCCCGGCGCUCCGGUACCCCUGCUGCCUCCUCUGGGUGGACGUGGAGGAGGCGCUCCUCGCCGAGUACCUGGACCGGCGCGUGGACGACAUGGUGGGCGCCGGCAUGGUGGAGGAGCUCCGGGAGUACUUCGCCGCCACCACCGCCCAGGAGCGCGCCGCGCACGCCCCCGGGCUGGGCAAGGCCAUCGGGGUGCCCGAGCUGGGCGAGUACCUCGCCGGGCGCAGGAGCUUCCGCGCGGCCGUCGACGACAUCAAGGCCAACACGAGGCUCCUCGCCACGGCGCAGGUGUCCAAGAUCCGGCGCAUGGCCGACGCCUGGGGCUGGCCCGUGCGCCGCCUCGACGCCUCCGCCACCAUCCGCGCGCGGCUCGCCGGCGCCGGCCCGGCCGCCGAGUCGGCAUCCUGGGAGCGCGACGUCCGCGGCCCUGGCCUCGCCGCCAUCCGCGCCUUCCUCGCCGACCAGACAUCACACGGUCACGGCGAUGACGCCACCGCCACCGCCAAGGGCGUGGACGAGCCGUCGGCGCCGCCGCUGCUGAUGCGGCUGCCAAGGAUGCAACGCUGCGACAUGGUGGUGUGAGCCGCUGGUGCUUUUCUGGGUGGGAGAGACGGACCGGACGGAAGGCUUUGGUGGUGGAGGGUUUUGACCGCCGAUUUUCAGAGGGUCCCGGCGGCGCCCGCUCUCCGACACCGCCCGGUGGGGCCACGCACACCGAGAAUCCGAGAUCGCCAAGAGAGAGAGAGAUAGGCUAGUGUAAAAAGUGACAGCAGGAGAAGGGGUUGUGUGUAAGUUUAAUUACUUACUGAUUACUGAACUGAGCCGAAGGGUGAGUGAGUGAAUUCUUUUCUUCUUGA